AAUUGGCUUCUUCUUUUUCUCAUCACUCGGGUGGCGUGCUUUGGCUUCCCUUCCCCCUCUUCUUAGCAAAUGUUUCAAUAUUCCAAGGCCAUGUUGCUUAAUUUAGUUCUUGUUUCCUUUGUCCUCUUGAGUUCUAUCAGAGAUGGGAGUGCAGGGAUCACCAGCUCUUUCGUUCGGCCACAGUGGCCAGGAGUUGACAUUCCCGUGGAUCAUGAAGUAUUUGCAGUUCCAAAGGGUUAUAAUGCACCUCAACAAGUGCACAUCACGCAAGGUGACUAUGAUGGAAAAGCAGUAAUAGUCUCAUGGGUGACCCCAGAUGAACCAGGGACUCGCCAUGUGCAAUAUGGCACAUCAAAGGAUAAGUUUAAAACUAGUGCAGAAGGCACAGUUGCAAACUACACUUUCUAUAACUACAAGUCUGGCUACAUUCAUCAUUGUCUUAUUGAAGGCCUUGAGUAUAAGACAAAAUACUACUAUAGAAUUGGAAGUGGUGAUUCUGCUCGAGACUUUUGGUUCGAAACACCUCCUAAAGUUGGGCCAGAUACUCCCUACAAAUUUGGGAUCAUUGGUGAUUUGGGGCAAACGUUUAAUUCUCUUUCGACCCUUGAGCAUUAUUUGGAGAGUGGAGGAGAGGCUGUGUUAUAUGUUGGAGAUCUUUCUUAUUCUGAUGAACAUGACUACAAAGAUAUGGGUUUACGGUGGGAUACAUGGGGCCGAUUUGCUGAAAGGAGUGCAGCAUAUCAGCCAUGGAUGUGGAAUGUGGGAAACCACGAAGUAGAGUUUUUGCCUGAAGUGGGAGAAGUUGAACCUUUCAAAAACUAUCUUUACCGAUAUACUACUCCCUAUUCGGCUUCCAAAAGCACCAGCCCCCUCUGGUAUGCAGUCAGGCGUGCCUCUGCUCAUAUCAUUGUGCUAUCAAGCUAUUCUCCAUUUGUGAAGUACACGCCUCAAUACAUAUGGCUUAAAGAAGAGCUGGCGCGGGUUGAUAGAAAGAAGACACCUUGGCUCAUUGUGCUCGUGCACAAGCCACUCUACAGCAGCAACGUAGCUCACUACAUGGAGGGUGAAGCCAUGCGAUCAGUUUUUGAGACAUGGUUCGUCCAAUACAAAGUUGAUGUCAUCUUUGCCGGCCAUGUCCAUGCUUAUGAAAGAUCAUAUCGAUACUCCAAUAUAGACUACAACAUAACUGGCGGUAGAAGGUAUCCCAUACCUGACAAAUCAGCACCUAUUUACAUAACAAUCGGAGAUGGAGGAAAUCUAGAAGGUCUUGCCUCAAGUUAUUUGGAUCCACAGCCAGAAUAUUCUGCAUUCAGAGAAGCGAGCUAUGGACACGCCACACUGGAGAUAAAAAACAGGACCCAUGCUAUCUACCACUGGUAUCGCAAUGAUGACGGAAAGAAAGUCCCAGCUGACUCUCUCGUAUUGCAUAACCAGUAUUGGGGAAGCAAUGGAAGAAAACAGAAUGAGGUUAUUGAUGAAGUUGUCAAUGUUAAAUGAAGUUGGAGCACUCUAAAUCGUAAAUAUGGUGUUUUGAAAAGAAUAAAAAUGUGCCUAUAUAUUGUAAUGUAUGUAGUUCAAUAGUCUCCGAGCGUGCGAAAAGGUUCCAUUCCAUGUACUUGGCUUGUAUUAUACAGCUAGCGCUAAGAAAUAUUAAAUAAACGCGCUUUUAGCAAGGAGAAAACAAUCGAGACCAAGAUAUUAUCUGUUCACAUCUGUGUAUAAUUUUUGAAGCGUGGAUUAUUUUGCUGCUAUUUGAGUGGUUUAGUGGGUAUUAUUAUAUCAUGUCAACCUUCAGCAAAAAUAAUAAUAAUAAAUUAUAUAUAUCAUGUCAA
Messenger RNA from Glycine soja, 1832 nucleotides. RefSeq names its product bifunctional purple acid phosphatase 26-like. The record is from RefSeq and is a predicted model, not a curated record. NCBI's taxonomy places the organism in Eukaryota, Viridiplantae, Streptophyta, Magnoliopsida, Fabales, Fabaceae. The transcript is spliced from 10 exons. Gene Ontology annotation, molecular function: metal ion binding; acid phosphatase activity. The coding region runs from base 70 to 1497 and encodes 475 amino acids.